Cicer arietinum (chickpea) is the source of this 4246-nucleotide messenger RNA. Its product is annotated as ethylene-overproduction protein 1-like. NCBI's taxonomy places the organism in Eukaryota, Viridiplantae, Streptophyta, Magnoliopsida, Fabales, Fabaceae. Gene Ontology annotation, biological process: negative regulation of ethylene-activated signaling pathway. Gene Ontology annotation, molecular function: protein binding. The record is from RefSeq and is a predicted model, not a curated record.
AGUAUAUUUAGACAACAAGAAAUAGCUACAAAAUUUAAGAGAGAGAAAGGUAAGAGAGAGAGAGGAGAGAGAGUGGCCGUUUGAACGGCCACCACCAUCGACACCUCAACACAUCUGGUUGUCCACUCCCUCUUUCCUUCUUAUUCCCUUUCACCAUUUCCCCCUUUUUUCUGCUUUCCCUUUUCCUCCACCCAAAAAAAAAAAAAAAAAACACCAAAAACCAAAAAAAAAAACAACAUCGGAGGAACAACAAUCUGGGUUAGCCUCAUCCUAGAAAAAAAUCUUAUAUUUUUUCUUCCAAUGUCACCUUAGAAAAAAAAAGUUUCAAUUUUUUUCUAAUUCAUUCAUCUUCCAAUGUCACCAUAGAAAAAAUGUUUCAAUUUUUUAUGAUUCAUCAUCUUCCAACGUUACCUUAGACAAAAAAAGUUUCAUUUUUUUUUCUUUCUAAUUGAUCUUCCAAUGACACCGUAGACAAAAAUUUCAAUUGUUAUCUGUAAUUGAUCUUCCAAUGUCACCAUAGAAAAAAGAUUCAAUUUUUUUUUCUUCUAAUUGAUCUUUCAAUGUCACGUUAGAAAAAAGUUUUAAUUUUUUCUUUCUUUCUUUCCAUUCUUGAAUUUAUUUAUUUAAUUUGUUGUGGUUGUUUUAAAAGUUGAACUUUUUGAAAAUUGUUCAACUAAGAGAAAGAAAGAAAGAAGAAAAAAUGCAGCAUAACAUUUUUGCAACAAUGCGUAGUUUUAAGAUUAUGGAUGGGUGCAAAGGUUCUCAAGUUUAUUCUCUCCACCACCCUUCUGCCGGCGGAGGAAGCACCGGAAUCGGAGAAAAGCUUCUCCAACAACUCCAUGACCAUAUUAAAACUCAAACAUUUCGUACAAAAUCUGGUCAUCAUUUUCAAUCAUCAAAUCAAACACAUUCUGAGGUUGUUUCUGAGGGUUCUCUUCUUCCUUAUGGGCUUCCUAUGACAGACCUUCUUGAGCCCAAAAUUGAGCCCAUUUUAAAGCCUGUUGAUUUCGUCGAAACCCUCGCCGGACUUUAUAAUAAGAUGGAUAAUUGUUUAGAGACUGAUAGGUGUGAGGUUUAUUUGGAGCAUUGCUCCUUUUUCCGCGGCUCAUCCGAUGCUAAAUUGUUUCGCCGGAGCCUGAGGUCAGCACGACAACAUGCUAUGGAUGUCCAUACCAAAGUCGUGCUGGCUUCCUGGCUCCGGUAUGAAAGGAGGGAGGAUGAGCUGGUUGGCUCGUCUUCGAUGGAUUGUUGUGGGAGGAAUAUUGAAUGCCCUAAGGCUACUUUGGUGGCGAAUGGGUAUGAUCCCCAAUUGGUUUAUGAUCGAUGUUGUUGUUGUCGUGAUCGUGGGGAAGAAGAGGAGGAGGAGAAGGAGGAUUUUAUGAAGUUGGUUGAUGAUCAAGAAUGUUCUACCUCGGAAGAGGAUGAAGCAGACGGGGAUAUGUCGUUUUGUAUUGGUGAUGAUGAAAUUAGGUGUGGUAGAUUCAAUAUGGCUUCGCUUUCGAGGCCGUUUAAGACAAUGUUGUAUGGCGAAUUCAUUGAAUCGAGGAGGGAGAAGAUAAAUUUUUCGAAGAAUGGGGUUUCUGUUGAGGCAAUGAGGGCUGCUGAAGUUUUUAGUAGGACUAAAAGUUUGACCUCGAUUGAACCUAAUGUGGUUUUGGAGUUGCUCUCUCUAGCGAACCGGUUUUGUUGCGAGGAGAUGAAGUGUGCCUGCGACACUCAUUUGGCAUCGCUUGUUUGUGAUUUAGAAGAUGCCUCAUUGCUCGUCGAGUAUGGACUUGUGGAGACUGCGUACCUUUUGGUUGCGGCUUGCUUGCAGGUGUUUCUGAGGGAGUUACCCGGUUCAAUGCAGUGUUCGAGUUUUGUGAAAUUGUUUUGUAGUCCUGAGGGUAGGGAUAGGCUGGCUAUGGCGGGGCACGCGUCGUUUGUGCUUUAUUAUUUCUUGAGUCAAGUUGCCAUGGAGGAAGAGAUGAGGUCGAACACAACCGUGAUGCUGUUGGAGAGAUUAGUAGAGUGCGCGAAAGACGGAUGGGAGAAACAACUUGCAUUUCACCAAUUAGGCGUUGUUAUGUUCGAGAGAAAAGAAUACAAAGAUGCACAACAUUGGUUUGAGUCGGCGGUAGACGCAGGGCAUGUUUAUUCGUUAGUCGGAGUUGCAAGGGCAAAAUAUAGACGCGGUCAUAUGUUUUCGGCGUAUAAGCUGAUGAACUCGCUUAUUAACAAUUAUAAGCCUGUAGGAUGGAUGUAUCAGGAAAGAUCUUUGUAUUGUCAUGGGAAGGAGAAAAUGAUGGACUUGAUAUCUGCAACCGAAUUAGAUCCAACACUUUCGUUUCCUUACAAAUACCGAGCCGUUUCUUUGCUUGAGGAGAGCAGGAUUGGACCUGCCAUUGCAGAAAUAAACAAAAUAAUUGGUUUCAAAGUUUCUUCUGACUGCCUUGAAUUGAGGGCUUGGUUUUUGAUUGCAAUGGAGGAUUACGAAGGAGCGCUAAGAGAUGUUCGGGCGAUUUUGACAUUGGAUCCUAAUUAUAUGAUGUUCUAUGGGAAUAUGCACGGUAAUCACUUGGUAGAAUUACUCAGUCCUGUUGUUCAGCAGUGCAAUCAGGCUGAUUGCUGGAUGCAAUUGUACGACCGGUGGUCCUCUGUUGAUGAUAUCGGUUCGUUGGCUGUUGUACACCAGAUGUUGGAAAAUGAUCCAGGGAAAAGUCUUCUGCGUUUUCGACAAUCUCUCCUUUUGUUGCGGCUAAAUUGUCAAAAGGCAGCGAUGCGUAGUUUGCGGCUGGCUAGAAAUUAUUCUACUUCUGACCAUGAAAGGCUUGUCUAUGAAGGAUGGAUAUUGUAUGACACCGGUCACCGUGAAGAAGCGUUGGCAAAGGCCGAGGAGUCUAUUUCUAUUCAAAGAUCAUUUGAAGCUUACUUCCUCAAAGCUUAUGUGUUAGCCGACUCAAGUCUCGAUUCCGAGUCUUCAAAGUAUGUUAUCCAUCUCUUGGAGGAAGCUCUUAGAUGUCCUUCAGAUGGUCUUCGGAAAGGACAAGCACUAAAUAAUCUUGGGAGCGUCUACGUAGAUUGUGAUAAGCUGGACCUUGCAGCCGACUGCUACAUGAAUGCACUCAACAUCAAGCAUACGCGAGCACAUCAAGGAUUGGCACGUGUAUAUCAUCUUAAAAAUCACCGCAAAGUUGCAUACGAUGAGAUGACAAAGCUAAUAGAAAAGGCUUGGAACAAUGCAUCGGCUUAUGAGAAACGGUCGGAGUAUUGUGAUCGUGACAUGGCAAAGAGUGAUCUAAGUAUGGCAACACAGUUGGAUCCUCUAAGGACUUAUCCUUACAGAUAUAGGGCAGCAGUUUUAAUGGAUGAUCACAAGGAAGCCGAAGCAAUCACAGAGCUUUCAAGAGCCAUCGAAUUCAAGCCGGAUCUACAACUGUUACAUCUUAGAGCAGCCUUUUACGAUUCAAUGAGCGAUUACGCUUCAACUGUUCGAGACUGUGAAGCAGCCCUUUGUCUUGAUCCUAACCAUGCCGAGACGCUUGAGCUUUGUAAAAAAGCACGAGAACGGAUUAACGAUCAAAAGUGAGAGAAGCAGAUAUUAGAAAGAAAAUAAUCCGUGUUUUCUCCGAGUUUCCAUGGAAACAAGCCUAUUCUUUCUAACCUGUACUUCUUAAAAAAACACAAAGAACUGGUAAUCAUCAGCUAUGUAGCACUGACACUUAAGAUCGAAGACGUGUCUAUUGUCUGACACAUGUUAGUGUCUCUGUCUCACACCAACAUAUGUUAUAUUCAAUCACUUUUAUUUUUCAAACUAUUGUCGGUGUCUAAGUGUCAGUAUAUAUCAUAUCAUGUCUGGUAUCUGUGUCAAGGUUUAAUAGAUCAUCAAUGCUAUUUAUACUUUCUCGCAUUUGUCUCCGGCAAAAGGUAGGGUUUAUAUCUUUCAACUGGCCUUCUGGAAACAGGACUACAGAAAAGGAAAAGAAUAAGUUAGAAAAAAUUCAUUUGGGUUGAAAACAGAAAAGGGAAAGUAGAGGAAUAGCUUGUAAAUAUAAUGUAAUGAUGAUUGGUGUUUUUGUCGGAGAAUGGUGAAGUAGAUGCAGACACCAACAAGAAUGGUUGGUGAGGAGUUCACUGUUAUAGACAAAACAUGUACAUGAAAAAAAUUCAAUUUAUGUAAGUCCAAGAUUUAUUAUUAGAUAUUUACCAUUUGUAAUUUUUUUGGCUGAGGAAUUGCCAAUUCAUAUUGUGUUGUAACAUUUUGUCA